GAACAUCAUUGUCUCAGAAUAAAGAUCCUGGGGGACUGCUACUAUUGUGUGUCAGGGCUUCCAGAACCUCGUCAGGACCAUGCACACUGCUGUGUUGAGAUGGGGCUCAGCAUGAUCAAAACUAUCAGAUACGUUAGGUCAAGAACGAAGCAUGACAUUGACAUGAGAAUAGGGAUACAUUCGGGAUCGGUUCUGUGUGGAGUGCUGGGCCUGCGAAAGUGGCAGUUUGAUGUCUGGUCAUGGGACGUGGAUAUUGCAAACAAACUCGAGUCAGGUGGAAUUCCCGGGAGAAUUCACAUCUCCAAAGCCACUCUGGACUGCCUGAAUGGGGACUAUAAAGUUGAAGAAGGGCAUGGCAAGGAGCGUAAUGAAUUCUUGAGGAAACAUAACAUUGAGACUUAUUUAAUUAAACAACCUGAGGAGAGUCUGUUGACUUUGCCUGAAGAUAUUGUGAAAGAGGCUGUCAGUUCCUCCGACAGGAGAAACAGUGGAGCAACAUUUACCGAAGGAUCCUGGAGCCCUGAACUUCCAUUUGAUAACAUAGUGGGAAAACAGAACACUCUGGCUGCCCUAACAAGAAAUUCAAUAAAUCUGCUUCCAAACCAUCUUGCACAAGCUUUGCAUGUCCAGUCUGGGCCUGAGGAAAUUAACAAGCGAAUAGAGCACACCAUCGACUUACGGAGUGGCGAUAAAUUGAGAAGAGAGCAUAUCAAGCCUUUUUCACUGAUGUUUAAAGACUCCAGCCUGGAGCAUAAGUAUUCUCAAAUGCGGGAUGAAGUAUUCAAAUCAAACUUGGUGUGCGCAUUUAUUGUUCUUGUAUUUAUCACGGCUAUCCAAAGCUUACUUCCUUCUUCCAGGGUGAUACCAAUGGUCAUUCAGUUUUCUAUUCUGAUUAUGCUGCACUCCGCUCUUGUACUAAUCACUACAGCAGAGGAUUACAAAUGUUUACCCUUAAUGCUUCGGAAAACUUGCUGCUGGAUUAAUGAGACCUACCUGGCCAGGAAUGUCAUUAUAUUUGCAUCCAUUCUGAUUAAUUUUCUUGGAGCCAUCAUCAAUAUUCUAUGGUGUGAUUUUGACAAACCAGUAGCGCUGAAGAACCAGACAUUCAAUUCAUCUGCAUCUUUUACGGACAUCUGUUCCUAUCCUGAGUAUUUUGUCUUCACUGGUGUGCUGGCAAUGGUGACUUGUGCAGUCUUUCUUCGCCUCAACUCUGUCCUGAAGCUGGCAGUACUUCUCAUCAUGAUUGCGAUCUAUUCUCUGCUGACUGAGACCAUUUAUGCUUCCCUUUUUCUGCAAUAUGACAACUUUAACCACAAUGGAGACACAGACUUCCUGGGUACAAAGGAGGCAUCUUUACUACUGAUGGCAAUGUUCCUUUUAGCCGUAUUUUAUCAUGGUCAGCAGCUUGAAUACACAGCAAGGCUGGAUUUUCUGUGGCGUGUUCAAGCAAAAGAAGAAAUCAAUGAAAUGAAGGAGUUAAGGGAGCACAAUGAAAAUAUGCUACGGAAUAUUUUACCCAGUCAUGUUGCCCGUCACUUUCUGGAGAAGGAUCGGGAUAAUGAAGAAUUAUACUCUCAGUCCUAUGAUGCUGUUGGUGUGAUGUUUGCUUCUAUUCCUGGAUUUGCUGACUUUUAUUCUCAGACCGAGAUGAAUAACCAAGGAGUAGAGUGUCUGCGCUUGCUGAAUGAAAUCAUUGCAGACUUUGAUGAGUUACUAGGUGAAGAGAGAUUUCAAGACAUUGAAAAAAUUAAAACAAUUGGCAGCACAUACAUGGCCGUGUCAGGAUUAUCACCCGAAAAACAGCAAUGUGAAGACAAAUGGGGGCAUUUGUGUGCUCUGGCCGACUUCUCCAUAGCUCUGAAUGAAAGCAUACAGGAGAUCAACAAGCAUUCAUUUAACAACUUUGAACUCCGUAUUGGGAUUAGCCAUGGCUCUGUUGUAGCAGGAGUUAUCGGUGCUAAGAAACCCCAAUAUGAUAUCUGGGGCAAAACAGUUAAUUUAGCAAGUCGAAUGGACAGCACAGGUGUUAGUGACAGAAUACAAGUGCCUGAAGAAACAUAUCUGAUCCUGAAGGACCGAGGAUUUGCCUUCGACUAUCGAGGAGAGAUUUAUGUCAAAGGUAUCAGUGAACAGGAAGGAAAAAUCAAAACAUAUUUUCUUCUAGGAAGAGUGCAACCAAAUCCUUUAAUCUUACAACCAAGAAAACUGACUGGACAGUAUUCAUUAGCAGCUGUUGUAUUAGGACUUGUACAGUCUCUUAACAGGCAAAAACAGAAGCAAAUCCUUAAUGAGAACAAUAACUCUGGAAUAAUAAAAGGACAUUACAACCGGAGGACUUUGCUCACUCCUGGUGGAUCUGAGGCAGCAGCCCAGGCAGAGGGGGCUGACAAAACUGAAUUGCCAUAAUCAGCAUUUUGUUUGUGUUCUUUUUUUUUGUAUUUCUUUUAUAUAUAAAAAUAAAUAUACAAAUAAAAAGGGUUUAAUUUUUUUUA
Messenger RNA from Antrostomus carolinensis (chuck-will's-widow), 2492 nucleotides. It is a transcript of the gene ADCY8, whose product is annotated as adenylate cyclase 8. The transcript is spliced from 14 exons. Lineage: Eukaryota; Metazoa; Chordata; Aves; Caprimulgiformes; Caprimulgidae. Gene Ontology annotation, biological process: intracellular signal transduction; cAMP biosynthetic process; adenylate cyclase-activating G protein-coupled receptor signaling pathway. The record is from RefSeq and is a predicted model, not a curated record. Gene Ontology annotation, cellular component: plasma membrane. The annotation marks the transcript as partial. Gene Ontology annotation, molecular function: adenylate cyclase activity.